Molecule: messenger RNA, 1239 nt
Organism: Corticium candelabrum
Lineage: Eukaryota; Metazoa; Porifera; Homoscleromorpha; Homosclerophorida; Plakinidae
Product: BRISC and BRCA1-A complex member 2-like
Exons: 11
Coding region: 24-1163 (379 amino acids)
Biological process (GO): double-strand break repair
Cellular component (GO): BRCA1-A complex; BRISC complex
Source: RefSeq, a predicted model, not a curated record
CUGCGAGGUAAAUAGAGCUCGCGAUGUCAGGUCCAGAAAAGCUCCAUCCUGCGUUUCGUGGGCUGGUGGAAAACCUUCUCUGUGGCAGCAGCAGAUUUAUUCAAGGCGGAGAAAUUGAAAUUUGCGAUUACAAUACGGGAGACAUCGAAAACCAGUCGGAGCGGAGUGAAUGCGACAGAUUCUGCUUGAAAAUUCCAUAUUGUGGAUCAAUAUUGAAAUGGCACGUUUUAUUUGAUAUUAAACAUUCCAAACUUCCUCCAGACAUUAUUUUAGACUCGAGUGAUUCAAGUUUUUGUCCUGUUUUAUCAGACAUUCCGUCGUUAGCCGAAUGGGAUCCGAGUCUCGAGGAUGGCCUUCGGCUGGCCAUCUAUCAACUGUUGAAACAUUUCAGAGACCAUCAGUUGCACAUAGCAGAGCAGAUCGAUCACAUCAAGUUCAACACGGAGUUUCUUGAUAAGAGCGCUAACUAUAGUCAAUUCGAUGUACUUGUAAGGAGACGAGAAGGCAGCGAGGACAAUUUGAGAAUAAAAGUAUACAUUCAGCUUCCUGUAGCUUUCUCAUCUCUUCCUGCUUAUCUAGCUCCCGUUUCACUAGGAGACGAUCAAGCUGUACUCGCAGUGACAUUUCACGGCAGUGACGCUGCUUAUGUUAUUGCCAAACUGAAGCUUUCUCCUCGUCUUGAGAGGGCACUGAGUGGGGUCACAAGCCUUAGAAUACCACGGUGGGGAGACGAGUAUGGUUCAUGUCUGAUGGACUACGUACCAGAAGUCUGUAAACGAUUAGAAGACAAGUUCAAGGAAGUCAGCGAUGCCUACGACAAACGGAAGAAGUUAGUGUCCGUUUUUCUGUCUCAUUUUGGGAGUUCACUGAUUGAAUACGAUGCUGAAGGUUUUACCCAAAUGACUUUCAUAUUGAGUUACCAAGGCUUUCAGUGUCUAGUUCACGUCAACGUUCCGAUUUCGUUUCCUCGAGAUCCGCCUGUGUUCAUGUUGCAGUCGCUAUAUCACGAACGCAACAACCAGCCAUACCACGUGAUGCUGUCGCAUCAUUCGUGGUACGACUCAUGGAUGUCUGCCGAAGACAUAGUGGAAAAAACAAAGGUUACGUUGGCAGAGCAAUUACCGUCGUUUAGAGCUUCGUCAUUGAGUGACGGGACGUUCUAGCUGUGAGUAUAUAUUAGCGUUUUAUGAAUUAAAGACGCAACUUUGAAAGUUGUGGAAAUACGGUUUGUACUUAGUC